Molecule: messenger RNA, 1314 nt
Organism: Menidia menidia (Atlantic silverside)
Lineage: Eukaryota; Metazoa; Chordata; Actinopteri; Atheriniformes; Atherinopsidae
Source: the annotation of a GenBank genome assembly
CAGGUCCGGCAGGCCCUGGCUCGGCCUCGCGCGGCCCACGCCCUGCGCCCCUCCGCGGCCAGCUCUCAGCGGAUCGUCGGGGACCUGCGGAGCUCCAAGUGGAGCACCCGGAGGGAGGAGCGCUACAGGAUACUGUCCAGCCACCGGGCAGGGCUGCCCAGGCCGGCCGAGCCUCAGCCAGCCCGGCCCCAGGCGUCGGACGCCGCGGAGGAGACCGGAAAGGAGUCUGAGAAGUGGAGCCUCGGGGAGAUCCAAGUGGUGGACCUGGUCCACGAAGAUGCCGGAGACCAGGACAAGCCUCUUAGCAAGUCGUCCGACCCAGAGGUGAUUCUGUGCAACAACACCAAGAUGCUGCGUGAGCGCCUGAGCAUCUCCGGGGAGCGGCUGGGGCCGGAGCGCCCGGACCCGAGCGACGACUACGUCUACGACCUGUACUAUCAGGAAAUGGCGGCACCGGGCUGGAUCCAGGACAUCCUGUCCGUCCGGGUCUACGCCGAUGAGGGAGAACUGGUUCCCGAUCUGGUGGUUCACGAGGAGGAGGUGUACGAGGACGAGGAUGAUGAGAACGAGGAGGGCAACUGGAGGAACGAUUACCCCGACGAGGGAAGCGACGGCGACAGCGACAGAGAGGAGCGCUACGGGGGCUACUGGGAAGAGGAGCACUCGUACAGCCGGAGGAGCUGGCAGCGCUACCAGAGGGAGGUGCUGCGCGAGCUGGGCUGCAGCGCCGAGGAAGAGGAGGAGGAGGACGCAGCAAAAUAUGAUUCCGACUGAUCUUCCUAAGCAGCACUUCCAGUAAUGAAGCCACACUCUGUGGGCCGCUGUGUAGCCGAGAGCGUCUGAUGGGUCACGUGCCAAACUGUGAGAGGAUCACGCUCGGUUCAUCUCUGCUACAAAGAGGCUAAAGGAGUGGGUGUCAUUCAGUGUUUUUUUUCUUUUUGUUUUGUUUUUUUUAAAUGGUGGAGUGAAUUUGUGUGCGUUUAUUAAAGUGGAUGUGUGUUAGAAUCGUUGCACAGUAGUGUGAUUAUGCCUCGUAUGCUUCGUGCCGUUUCCACUUUUGUUAGUGAGGUGUCUAAGGCCGUGUGUGUUUGCAGUUUAGGGCGUUUGCAUUUCGUGCGUAAGUGUAACUGUGCGUUAGGUUUUUUUGUUUUUUUUUGCAUAAUAUGUACGCGUGCUGGAGAAUCUUCUGCUCCAAAUGUGUGCGGUUGGGUCAGAAAUUCCUGUUUGAAGUUCAGAUUGGUUCUCGGGUGUUUGUGGAAUAAAAGUUUUUGUAAAUAUGUAGAUGUGUAUAAAAAAAUAAAUCUUUGAAAAUAA